Xenopus laevis (African clawed frog) is the source of this 3955-nucleotide messenger RNA. It is a transcript of the gene kif3b.L, whose product is annotated as kinesin-like protein KIF3B. NCBI's taxonomy places the organism in Eukaryota, Metazoa, Chordata, Amphibia, Anura, Pipidae. Gene Ontology annotation, molecular function: nucleotide binding; ATP binding; microtubule motor activity. Gene Ontology annotation, biological process: cilium assembly; microtubule-based movement. The record is from RefSeq and is a predicted model, not a curated record. Gene Ontology annotation, cellular component: kinesin complex; cytoskeleton. The transcript is spliced from 9 exons. Bases 1539 to 3773 code for a protein of 744 amino acids.
GUACAGGCAACACUGCAUUAUAUUUUUAUUAUUUUAAAACAAUUUCAUGUUUUAAAGUUACUGGUCCUUUAAGGAUUUGGUUCAGCCAGGGAUUCAGCCCAAUGGAAUCUUUGUGAAUGAGUUGGCGUAUGCUUAGUUCAAGUAUUACAUAUAUUGCUGGGUAAACUGUAGAUACAGGUGUUGUUACACAGCAAAUACGUUUGGGACCUUUGUCGCGACUCCUGAACUAGUCUUAUGACGUUUUGAUCGUCGCUUGGUUAUUGGGAAAAUGAGGGUCAUGCACCAAAGCCAUGUCAUUGCCUGAAUUCAUUGUCAACUGCCUCUCCUUCUAAAUACAAUGAUCCAAAGAUAAGGAAAUCUAUUUCAUUCUGUAACUUAGAAUCAUUCACCCUGUAUAUUGUAUCAAUAAAUGACUAGUUACUAAAGAUUCACCUCUUUCCAAUAUAUUGGAAUCAGGACAGGCAAGUGAAGGUGAUUGUUUUCCUUAAAAUAAAAAUCAUUUCCUCAUAAUAAGGAAGGGGGGGGGACAACAAUAACUACGUCUGUACUGAAACUAUUUUAGGACAUAAUCAGCCAAAGUGAGUGAUGUGAUCUCCUAAGCCCACACAAUGCAGCUUUCUCUCUCAGAUCUCCCCCUCCUGUCACACCUUAAUGGUUCCCUCCUCCCUCUCGUAUAGUAUCUGGCUCCUCCCUCGUCAUUCCUCAGCGUUCAUCUUUCCUAGGAGCGAGGCGGAUAAUAAGGCUGAUGAAUGAGGGAGUCGUUCUAGAAGGGCUGAGUAACGAGACUGAGUUCUGAGAGGGACGGAGGAGUGAAUAGAGUCUUAUUGGAAGGGGGAGGAACAUAGCAGGAGAAGCCGCAUUGUGUUCGUAUAGUACAGACUGACUGAAAGAAAUGUCACUUCUCUUCCGGGUACGGCUGCUCGGCAUUGGGCAAGGAGGCAAUGUUGACAUUCUAGCUCCGCCUCCACCUUCAGCCAAUCAAUGACGCCGCUGCGCUGCUCCUUAUGAGGCGGAGCAGCAGAACUUCAUCCAUUCUGUGAUAUUUGGGCACAGAGCUAGUUCUGAGCUGCUGCGCUGUUUAUGUGAGAGAAAGUCCCUUUAUAUAACCCUCAUAUUUAAUAGCUGACCAGUUUGUGGCUUGAUUAGACAACAUUUUCAGGAGCGAAACAAAACGACCUUCCCGUCGCUCCCGUUCCAUAUCCAGUAGAGGUCAUAGUGUCCCCUACUGCUCAAUACAACAGCCUGAGGCGUUUUGUUAGUGGCAGUUCGUGGCAAAAAGUAAAGUCGGUUAAAACUCGGCAGUUACUGAAGCAGCGGUUGCUAAGGAAGAAGAAACUUUGUAGAUGUUGGCGUUACUAAGGAAGUGAGCUGGUCGUUACUAGGUUGGUAACCAAGGAAGUUGGAGGCAGCAGUCAUUCAGCAUCCGGUGCUGGGACAGAGUGUAGGACAGACUGACCGGCAAGCGUAGAAUGGCAGGUUUGUGACGAAAACGUCCUUGAAGCAGUGAACUUUGUGGCUUCUACUUGCUGGAAAACAAGAUGUCCAAGUCCAAGAGCUCGGAAUCUGUGCGGGUUGUGGUUCGUUGCCGUCCCAUGAACAGCAAAGAGCUGGCUGCUGGGUAUGAAAGGGUUGUUAAUGUGGAUGUAAAACUUGGGCAGGUGUCAGUAAAGGUUCAUAAGGGAGCCACCAACGAGCUGCCCAAGACAUUCACAUUCGAUGCGGUUUAUGACUCCAACUCGAAGCAAGUGGAGCUUUAUGAUGAGACUUUCAGGCCACUGGUGGAUUCUGUCUUGCUUGGCUUCAAUGGGACCAUUUUUGCAUAUGGUCAGACAGGAACAGGAAAGACCUACACAAUGGAGGGAGUGCGUAGUGACCCAGAAAAGAGAGGGGUAAUACCCAACUCAUUUGAGCACAUAUUUACUCACAUCUCAAGGUCUCAGAACCAGCAGUACCUGGUCAGAGCUUCCUACCUAGAGAUUUACCAGGAGGAAAUAAGAGACUUAUUAUCUAAGGAUCAGAGCAAACGCCUGGAGCUGAAAGAGAGACCUGAUACUGGGGUGUAUGUCAAGGAUUUGUCUUCCUUUGUUACCAAGAGUGUUAAAGAGAUUGAACAUGUCAUGAAUGUAGGGAAUCAAAACCGAUCUGUUGGAGCGACCAAUAUGAAUGAACACAGCUCUCGCUCACACGCCAUCUUUAUGAUCACAAUUGAAUGUAGUCAGAUUGGUUUGGAUGGAGAAAACCACAUCCGUGUUGGGAAGCUGAACUUGGUAGACUUGGCAGGGAGUGAAAGGCAAACAAAGACUGGAGCCCAAGGAGAACGGCUGAAAGAAGCAACUAAGAUUAAUCUCUCUCUUUCCGCACUAGGAAAUGUUAUCUCUGCUUUGGUUGAUGGCAGGAGCACUCACAUCCCAUACAGGGAUUCCAAACUCACCAGGUUACUGCAGGAUUCACUUGGUGGAAAUGCCAAGACUGUCAUGGUUGCCAAUAUAGGGCCAGCCUCCUACAAUGUGGAGGAGACAUUGACAACUCUGCGCUACUCUAACCGAGCCAAAAAUAUCAAGAACAAACCAAGAGUGAAUGAAGACCCCAAGGAUGCUUUAUUGCGGGAGUUUCAGGAAGAGAUUGCAAGGCUGAAAACACAGCUAGAGAAAAGAGUUGGAAUUAAAAGGCGAAGAAGGGGAAGAAGAAGAAUGGCAGGGGGAGAGGUAGAAGGAGAUGAGGACGAGGAAGGAGACUUAUAUGAAGGGGAUGAUGUUUUGGAAGAUAAAGAAGAUUAUUGGAGGGAGCAGCAGGAACGGCUUGAAAUUGAGAAGAAGGCUAUUUUGGAAGACCAUAGUUUGGUAGCAGAAGAAAAGCUGAAGUUACUAAAAGAACAGGAAAAGAAAAUGGAUGAUUUAAAAAAAGAGCGAGAAGCUAUGGAAAUGCUGAGUUCUAAAGUCAAGGCAAUGGAGAGCAAGCUGCUAGUUGGAGGAAAGAAUAUUGUGGAUCACACAAAUGAGCAGCAGAAGAUUCUGGAGCAGAAGCGGCAUGAGAUUGCAGAACAGAAAUGUCGCGAACGAGAGAUGCAGCAACAGAUGGAAAAUCAAGACGAGGAGACCCUGGAGCUGAAGGAGACAUACAGUUCCCUGCAGCAGGAGGUGGACAUAAAGACCAAGAAAUUGAAAAAGCUCUUCUCCAAGUUACAGGCAGUGAAAGCUGAGAUCCAUGACCUACAGGAAGAGCACAUUAAGGAGAGGCAGGAGCUGGAGCAGACACAGAACGAACUCACAAGGGAGUUAAAACUCAAGCACCUUAUCAUUGAGAACUUUAUUCCGCUGGAGGAGAAAAAUAAGAUGAUGAACAGAUGUUUCUUUGAUGAAGAGGAGGAUCAAUGGAAACUGCACGCAAUCAGCAGGCUAGAAAACCAGCAGAUGAUGAGGCGCCCAGUGUCAGCCAUAGGUUACAAAAGACCCUUGUGCCAACAUGCCAAAAUGUCCAUGAUGGUCCGACCUGAUUCCAGAUACAGGGCUGAGAAUAUUGUUCUGCUGGAGCUGGACAUGCCAAGUCGCACAACGCAUGAUUAUGAGGGCCCUGCUAUUGCCCCCAAAGUUCAGGCUGCCCUGGAAGCUGCUCUGCAGGAUGAAGAUGAUAUACAACUAGAUGCAUCGCGUUUUGAUUGUACGGCCAUUAAAAGAACAAAAGCAAGGCCCAAAAGCAGCAGGCGAACUGGAGCCAAUGGAAACUCCACAGGAUCUUCACUCUUUCCUCAGUCACGAGGCCUGGUACCCAAAUAAUCACAGGGACUCAAGAAAGGAAAUCCCUUAGUGUUACCAUGGGCAGGCUGUAUGGAUCUCAGGCACAAUCACUGGACUCAUGGAGUAGCAGAGACUGUUCAUCUAGCUGGGCCAAGGAGACCUUGUAUAUGUGUAUUUUCUGCAUGACUGCAAAAAGGCAUUUCCCUGGCAAGUUGGGGGUA